AUGCUGUUCUCACGUCUGCCACUGUCGCUCCUUACUUUGAUUUUUGCCUUUGCUUUUAAUGCCAAUGCCGACGAUACGAAUAAUAAGAAAGAUGGGGACGAUACUUCCGGGGUAGAAUAUGUGGAUAUCUUUGCGGUGGAUUACCCUAUUGUUGCUUAUGUUGUUGACUCUGGACGCCAUGAUACGGCAGCAACAACAUACCACAUAGCCUGUUCCUCCGACGCAGACUCGGCCUCCUGUCCCUUCGCCCAGCCCUACACCUUAAUCCAAGGCCCCUCGACCCUCUCCUUCGAAUUCACCGCCCCAACCGCCACCUUCACUCAAUCCUUCACCCUCGGCUGCAACCUCGACUCUACUACCUCUAUGGCCUGCAGCGCAACUGGCCUCGCAGAAGCCGAUUCGCCCGUCACUACCAGCCAGACAUUCUCCUUCACCGGCGCCGCGGCUCAGGCCUUCUUCAAGGAAGUUCAGGUUGUCGCCAAGACGGAGGAUCUGUUGACGUACACGCCUGGGGCUUCGAGUUCGAGUGCCAAAGCGACGAUCACGGGGAGUAGUGAGGGAGGGGUUUUCUUUGAGGGGAAGCAGGAAGCGGCUACCACGAGUGCGACGGUGGUGGGAGGCAUUGUGGUUGCAGAGGCGGCUAGUGCGAGUGCGACGACGACGAAGAGUUCGGGUGGUAUACAGGUUAGGGGACUAGGUGGGGUUGUUUAUGCGGGGUUGGUGGUUCUGGGGGUGCUUGGAUUGGGGUUACUUUGA
Molecule: messenger RNA, 756 nt
Organism: Mollisia scopiformis
Lineage: Eukaryota; Fungi; Ascomycota; Leotiomycetes; Helotiales; Mollisiaceae
Exons: 2
Coding region: 1-756 (251 amino acids)
Source: RefSeq, a predicted model, not a curated record